Molecule: messenger RNA, 3190 nt
Organism: Selaginella moellendorffii
Lineage: Eukaryota; Viridiplantae; Streptophyta; Lycopodiopsida; Selaginellales; Selaginellaceae
Product: pentatricopeptide repeat-containing protein At3g26782, mitochondrial-like
Exons: 1
Coding region: 59-2662 (867 amino acids)
Biological process (GO): RNA modification
Molecular function (GO): protein binding; zinc ion binding; RNA binding
Source: RefSeq, a predicted model, not a curated record
GUUCUUGAGAGAAUGCGCUUGAGAUUCCCGGCUUCCUGGCCGCGAUGACCCCGAUCUCAUGCUCUGGCGUUGCCGUCUCAUCAGCAGAUCAUGUAAGUCGUCCUUCUUUCGGAGCUAUCGCAUUGGAACAAGAAAUAUCCAGCAGCAGCGAUGCGAGCCGGAGAGUGCCAGUGCGCUUCUUGCCGGAUUGAAGGCAUGCGCCAGCACAGAGGAGCUCGAUUUCGGGAGGAAGAUGCACGAUCACGCAAUCCAGAGUGGGAUGAUCGCCGACAUCUACAUCGCCAGCACUCUAGUCGACAUGUACGCGAAAUCUGGAAGCAUGGCCGAUGCUCGCAGCGUCUUCGAGCACAUUUCUUCUCCGAAUGUGGUGUCCUGGACGGCAUUGAUGCUGGGCUAUGCCGAGAACGGGCAAGCUGAGGAGAGCUUGGAUUUGUUCCAUAGGAUGGAAUUUACAGGAUGCUUGCCAAACUCUCGAGCUUUUGUGGCUGCUAUCAAGGGCUGCUCGUUGCUCUCGGCCAAGGAGGAUGGAAAGCUCGUAGAUGGAAAGGUAGUCAAGGUAGAGUCUCUGGAGAAAGGCUUGGAGAUCUUCUCCAGGGCAGCGAAAGCUGGCUACGACAGGGAUACUUUCGUGGAGAACUGUGCCAUCGACAUGUUUGCCAAGUGUGGAAGCUUGAGAAUGGCUCGCCAGGUUUUCAAUAAGAUGGUCACUCGCAGUGUUGUCUCGUGGAACGCACUGAUGCUGGGGUACGCAGAGAAUGGCGGUGGUGAUCUAGCUCUGGAACUUUUGGACUCGAUGCGAGAAGAAGGGAUCUGUGAGCCAAACCGAGUUACGAUCCUCGCGGCACUUAAAGCUUGCGCGAGCUUGGCGGCGAAGGAAAAUGGAAGGCUGGUUGAAGGAGAGGCUGUGAAGAUGAAUGCCUUGGAGAAAGGCAUGGCUGUUCACUCUGAAGCGCUGAAGAUUGGAUGCGAGCUCGAUACGUUUGUCGGGAACAGUCUGGUGGAUAUGUAUGCGAGCUGUGGAAGCAUUCUGGAUGCUCGAAGAGCUUUCGACAGGACAAGGUGGCAGACUGUGGUAUCUUGGAACUCGUUGCUGAUGGGUUACGUGGAAAACGGGAAGGCAGGAUUGGGUUUGAGGCUCUUCGAGCUCAUGCAGCAAGAAGCUCUGUGUUCUCCAAAUCGUGUCACCUUUCUCGUUGCACUCAAGGCUUGCACUUGGCUUGCUGCGAACGAGGAUGCCACUCAGCUCGACGGAAAGGCUGCUAAACAAGGUGUGCUGGAGAAGGGGAGCGCUAUUCACUCUCAAGCUGCUGCUUAUGAUUACGAGACAGACAAUUUCAUAGCCAGCAGCUUGAUCGACAUGUACACGAACUGUGGAGGCCUGGCACAAGCUCAGAGCGUGUUUGACAAGCUCCCCGUUCGCUGCCUGGUCACUUGGAACGCCCUGAUCCUGGGAUAUGUCGAAAGCGGUGAAGCCGACUCUUCUUUGGAGCUCUUCAUGAGAAUGCGGGAGGAUGGCUGCACUCCGGACUCGGUAACUUUCAUAGCAGUACUCAAGGCCUGUGCGGGACUUGCAUCUUUGGAAGCUGGGAAAUACGUAUGCGGGGAGAUCUAUAAAGCUGGGUUCGAAAAGGAGCACGCCGUGAGCACUGGCAUCGUGGAUUUUUUUGGGAAAUGCGGCAACGUAGGUGAAGCGGAAGAAAGCUUCGUCUCCACGGACGUGCGGAGUACCAUAGCCUGGACUGCGUUGCUGGCCGGCUACAGCCGCCAAGGAAAUACCAGGUACGCAUUCCAGCUCUUUCAAGCGAUGCAGGAAGAGAACGUACUUCCGGACGGUAUAACGUUUCUUUGCCUGUUAACAGCGUGCAGCCAUGCUGGUCUAGUCGAGAGAGGAAGACGCUACUUUGAAGCCAUGCGGUCCAGGUACUCGAUCGAGCCUGGUAUCGAGCACUACCACUGCAUGAUAGAUACUUUGGCACGAACAAACAAGCUCAGCGAGGCGCUGGAUAUGGUCAAGGCCAUGCCUUACAGGAAAACUCCCGUGGCCUGGAUGACGCUCUUGGGGGCAUGCAAGAAGUGGAAGAACUUGGAAGUUGGGAAGCUGGCCUUUGAGUCCCUGAUGGAGCUGGACGACCGGGACGUCGCAGGCUACAUGCUCAUGGGAAGCAUCUAUGGAAGCUUGGGAAUGUGGGAGGAGCAAUCUAAGAUCGAGACGAUGAGAACGAGUGCUCGGGUUUUACGACGGCAAGGACAGAGCUGGUGGACAGAUCCUAGAGGCGUAGUUCACAGGUUCAGUGCGGGUGAUACAAGCCAUCAUCCUCAAGGGGAGGAGAUCAAAGCUUUGCUCAAGAAAACCAUGGCGAGGAUCAAGAAAGAAGCCGGCUACGUCGCUCAUCUCGCUAGCGUCUCCCACCACAACAUUUGUGACGAGGCAAAAGAGGACGCGCUCUGUGGACACAGUGAGAAGCUGGCUCUUGCGUGUGCGCUGCUGAACACUCGUCCGGGAGGAACAGUGCGCAUCAUAAAGAACCUCCGGGUUUGUGAUGACUGCCAUCUCGUCUUCUGCGCGGUCUCCGCCAUGGAAGCGAGACGUAUACUCUGCAGAGAUUCAAGCAGGUUUCACGUCUUUGGCGAUGGCAAGUGCUCCUGUGCCAACUUCUGGUGAUGAUCAAACGAGAAAGAAGUCUAAAGGAAGACUCAAGAAUCUUAAAGAAAUUAAAGGAAGUGACAAAGUUUAAAGGAAUAGUUUGGAUACUUAUGACUUAAGCUAUGAAAAAGCGUUGCAUACAAGCUUAAACCCGGUGUAUAUAUUUGCGUGCUAGGUUUGCCAACCACAUCAAGCUUCACUUCCCUUUGGUCUGCGUGGUUUAUCUAUUUCCUUGUGCAUGGUGAUGGCGGCUGCUAGUGAGAAGAAUCGCAAGAGUUCCAAGGCAAAGAAUGGAGGUCGCAGUGAGAUCCCGCAGAGGAAGAGCCCGCGGCUGGUGGAGAGGCACAGGAAGAUGCGAAGGCUGGCUGCUGCCAUGAGCAAAUUGUCUGUCGAUGCAGUAGCAGCAUCAAAUCGGAAGAUUAUCACUAUCAAAUCCAGGGCUCUCAGGCAACAAAAAGAGAGAGAUCUUCGCCAAAAGUUGAGACUCAGGAAGAAAAUCUGUAAAUAAAUUGUCAAGAUAAAUUGAAUUUGUCAAUUUCUGGUCGA